Messenger RNA from Ilex paraguariensis (yerba mate), 1065 nucleotides. The record is from the annotation of a GenBank genome assembly. NCBI's taxonomy places the organism in Eukaryota, Viridiplantae, Streptophyta, Magnoliopsida, Aquifoliales, Aquifoliaceae.
AUGGCUAAUAUGUCUCUAAUAUGUCUCUUUCUUAUGAUAGCUUUGUUGUUUGUAAAUGUCUCUGAAGCCGAGGAAGAAAUAAGGGUGUAUGAGCUGAAGAACAGAGAAUUCUCCGUGAAGAUCACCAACUAUGGUGCAACUGUUCUCUCUGUCAUUCUCCCUGAUAAGCAUGGAAAAUUUAAUGAUGUUGUUCUUGGGUAUGACUCCAUUGAGGGGUACAAGAAUGAUUCAACCUACUUUGGAGCCCUAGUUGGACGUGUUGCUAACAGAAUUGGAGGGGCUCAUUUUACUCUUCAUGGGAUUCAGUAUAAGUUACCAGCUAAUGAUGGGAAUAACACUCUCCAUGGUGGUUUCAGAGGAUUCAGUGACGUCAUAUGGACGAUGAAAAGCUAUAAGAAGGAUAGUCAUAUUACACUCACCUACAACAGUGUUGAUGGUGAAGAGGGGUUUCCUGGUGACCUUUCUGUCAUGGUAACAUACAUGUUAAUAGAAAGAAACAAGUUAGCCAUAAAAAUGGAGGCCAAGUCUCUAAACAAGGCCACACCAGUGAACCUAGCUUCACACACCUACUGGAACUUGGGUGGCCACAACAGCGGCGACAUCCUCUCGCAUACCAUUCAGCUUUUUGCCUCCAAGAUCACUCCAGUCAAUGAUGAACUCAUCCCCACCGGUGAAAUCGCUACUGUGAAGGGAACACCCUAUGAUUUCCUCCACCCACGCUCGAUCAGAAGCAAGUUCAAUGACCUUCCCAGUGGUUAUGACAUAAACUACGUGCUCGAUAGUUCGAGCAACAAGCAUUUAAAGAAGGUGGCUGUCGUGGAAGAAGGCAAAUCGGGGAGAAAGAUGGAGCUAUGGAGUAAUCAGCCUGGUGUUCAGUUUUAUACAAGUAAUAUGUUGAAAGAUACUAAGGGAAAAGGUGGGUAUGUUUACUCAAAAUAUGGUGCAUUUUGCUUGGAGACACAAGGUUUUCCAGACUCUGUGAAUCACCCAAACUUCCCUUCACAGAUUGUUAAUCCUGGGGAGACUUACAAGCAUGUUAUGGUUUAUAGGUUCACAGCCGACUAG